Paramecium sonneborni is the source of this 1691-nucleotide messenger RNA. The record is from the annotation of a GenBank genome assembly. NCBI's taxonomy places the organism in Eukaryota, Ciliophora, Oligohymenophorea, Peniculida, Parameciidae.
AUGAUAUAAGAUAACCUUGUGCUUAAGUUAAUUUAUAAUGAUAUCAAAUUAAAAUUUUCAGUUGAAGAUCCUACAUAAACGAUUGAAUAACUAAAAGAAAUUGUAUUAAAAAAAUUAUCAGAGUAAGGAAUAAAUUUACAUUCUCAAAAUGUUUAAUGUAAUGACUCAGAUGAUUUUAUGCUUAAUUCAUCUGAUAUAAUAGGAUAAUUGUUAAAACAAAAUGACACAGUCAAAUUAGUAGAAAAAGUGGCAGAUAAUAUAAUAUAAUAAUAAUAAUAAUAAACAAUAGAAGAAAUACCAAUUAUUUAAUAAUAAGAGCCUGCUGAAGCAAUAGUAGUUCUGUAUGAUAUUUCAGGAUCAAUGAGUUCUGCUUUUUUUGGAGAUAAAGAGCUUUCUAGAAUGGGCGCAGUAAAUGCAUUUUUUUCUGCUUUUGCUGAUAAGACUUUAGCUUUUGAAUUUAAUCAUAUUGUUAAAUUGGUUUGGUUUGGUUCUUAAUUAUAUGAUAAAUGUGAUUUUACAAGCGAUUUAAAUUAUUUUAUAAAAUUAGUAGAUGAUGCAAAUCCAGGUGGUUCAACAAAAUGUUAUGAUGCAAUAGAUUAUGCAAUAACAAAAUUAUUAGAAGUAAAAUAAAAAUAUCGAGAUAUUGUAUUAAGAAUAAUUGCAUUAACAGAUGGAGAAGAUAAUGGUUCAACAAGUAAACCUAAUUCUUUAGUACAAAAAAUCUUUGAUCAUAAAAUAAUAAUUGAUUCAUUUGUAGUAGGAGAUAAUUGUGUAGGUUUAAAAACAUUAACUCAUGCUAGUAAUGGUAGAUGUUAUUGUCCAAAAGAUUUGGGUUAAGGAAUGUAACUUUUUGAAAUUGAAAGUAUAUUAAGUACAAGCAGAAGAGAAAAGGUUGAAUAACCAACUACUGUUGUUGAUUUAGAUGCAAUCAAAGGUAAACCAUUUGAUACAGAUGGAAUGAAAGUUGUAACAUUAGAUUUAUCAAAUAAAGUUAUUAUGAAAAGAGAUGAAAUUCUUAAAAGAGCUAAAGAAGCAGAAACAUAAGAUAAUCAAUUUACUACUACAACUACUGAAACCAAAAAGAUUUCAGGAGGUGGAGGUGGAAGGGAAAGAAGAAUACUAAAAGAAUUAAAUGAUGCUAUUACUAAAUCUUAUAAUGAAUGCAAAAUAUAUCCAACUGCUGAUGAUAUUGGAAUUUGGAAAAUUUUAUUAAUAGGACCAAAAGGUUCUCCUUUUGAAAAUGGGAUCUAUUAAUUAACUUGUGUAAUUCCUUAAGAUUAUCCAUUUAAACCUCCUAAAAUUUCAUUUGUUACAAAAAUGCAUCAUCCAAAUAUUAGUAAAGCCUCUGGAUCACUUUGCUUAGAUAUUUUAAAAGAUUAAUGGAGUCCUGCUUUAACUGUAUUUUCAGUUAUUCUUUCUAUUAGAAGUUUAUUAAUUGACGCAAAUCCAGAUGAUGCUUUAGAUAGUAAUGUAGCAGCUGAAUACAAACAUGAAAAAUUACUUUAUUAAUAAAAUGUACUAAAAGAAAAAAAACUUUAUGCUAGUCCAACAGUACCUGAUUUAUUGAAGGAUGUCUUAGGUUCAGUUAAUAUUGAUUCCUAAGAAUACAAAGAUGCUUAUAAAGAUCUUAGCGAAUGGAUUAAAUUGAACACAUAAUGAUUUAUCAAAUAAUUUUAAAUAAAAAAAUGAAC